AUGUCAUUCAUAACGUUCAUUCGAAUAUUACUAACAAUAAUUUUAUUAACGGUUUCAUACGGUUUUAAAAUUCCUACAGAAUUAAGUAAAAAUUCAAUUCAAAUAGAUAAGCUUCGUAUAAUUGGCGGUACUCCUGUAAAUAUUAAAGAUUAUAAAUAUUUAGUUUCAAUCCAAUAUCGUAGAUCACAUAUAUGUGGUGGAUCAAUAAUAAAUGAAAAAACUAUAUUAUCUGCGGCACAUUGUUUUUCAGAUUCGAUAAAUAAUCCUGAUUUAAUAGAAAUUCAAGCAGGAUCAACAUACAUAAAUUGGGGAUGGGGAUAUUUUUUUUCAAACAAUAAUAAUAAUAAUGUAAGAAUAAAUGCCGAAAAUAUAAUUAUUCAUCCAGAAUAUAAUAUACCAGAUUUAUAUGAUAAUGAUAUUGCUUUAAUUGUAUUAAAAUCAAAUUUAAUAUAUUCAAAUAAAAUUGGAUCAAUUAAUUUACCAGAUGUGAAUGAUAUAUUUAGUCCUGGUACUAAAGUUGAAGUUUCUGGAUGGGGUACAACAAAUCAAUAUUUUAAUAUGUUGUCAAAUGUUUUGAAAUCAGUUGAAAUUGUAAUUAUUGAUUUAGAAACUUGUAAUAAAUUGAAUUAUAAUGAAGUUAAUGAAAAUAAUAUGUUAUGUGCUGGUGAUUUAAAUGGUGGGAAGGAUUCUUGUAGUGGAGAUUCUGGUGGACCGCUUGUAACAAAAAGAGACAAUAAAACAAUUAUUGUUGGUAUUGUAUCUUGGGGUUAUGGAUGCGGUUACUCAUCUCAUCCUGGUGUUUAUACAAAUGUUUCAAAAUUUUUAAAUUGGAUUAAAAUCAACAGCAGAUACUAA
This is a messenger RNA of Condylostylus longicornis, 855 nucleotides long. RefSeq names its product trypsin-1-like. Bases 1 to 855 code for a protein of 284 amino acids. NCBI's taxonomy places the organism in Eukaryota, Metazoa, Arthropoda, Insecta, Diptera, Dolichopodidae. Gene Ontology annotation, biological process: proteolysis. Gene Ontology annotation, molecular function: serine-type endopeptidase activity. The transcript is spliced from 2 exons. The record is from RefSeq and is a predicted model, not a curated record.